Messenger RNA from Aethina tumida (small hive beetle), 899 nucleotides. RefSeq names its product thioredoxin domain-containing protein 9. The transcript has a single exon. The record is from RefSeq and is a predicted model, not a curated record. NCBI's taxonomy places the organism in Eukaryota, Metazoa, Arthropoda, Insecta, Coleoptera, Nitidulidae. Gene Ontology annotation, cellular component: cytoplasm. Gene Ontology annotation, biological process: microtubule cytoskeleton organization. Bases 74 to 829 code for a protein of 251 amino acids.
CUUCACACACCUUCAAAACAUAUUAUUAGGAUUGUCAAUGUCAAAGUAGUCAAAUUUGCUGAAAAACAAUAAAAUGUCCGCACUAGAAAACCAGUUGCUACACGUGAGCAAGCUCCUCGAAAACCAAAUAGACACAGCCAUCGACCAAAUCGACAACUUAGACGCCAAAGACCUGGAACAAAUCCGAAAGGCCCGCGUGGAGGAGAUGAAGAAACUCGAGGGCAAAAAGCGUGAGUGGCUGCUCAACGGACACGGCAAAUACGACCAACUGGGCGAAGAGAAAUUGUUCUUUGAUGUCAUAAAACGGUCCGACAACGUGGUGAUACACUUCUUCACCCACAGCUCAUUCAGGUGUGAGAUCGUUGAUAAGCACCUAAAAAUUUUGGCUCCAAAGCACAUCGAGGCCCUGUUCACCAAACUCGACGCUGAGAAGUGUCCUUUUCUGGCUCAGAAGCUCAAAAUCAAAGUCAUCCCUUCGAUAAUUUUAAUUCAAAAUGGAAUUAUGGUUGAUAGAAUAAUCGGAUUUACACAAUUGGGUAACAGGGAUGACUUUACCACUGAAGUGUUAGAGUGGAGAAUUGCUCAGAACAACGUGAUUAAUUAUGAUGGUGAUCUGACCACACCACCAGAUCAGCAAAAGAAGAAAUCAACAAAGUCGACAAUCAGGGAUGGCUUUUACAACGGAGAUGACGAUGAUGAUGAUUUUAAUAUUGAACAAGAAGCAACUGUCAAAAACAAUUUGGAACCUGAACAAGGAAUUAAGUUCCAAAGUGAGUACCUCUCUACAGAACUUACAGAGGAAGAAGCUGCUGAAUUGGGACUCGAUUAAAUUAUGCUUUAUACAUAUCUGAACUUCAUUUUAAUACAUAUACAUUUAAUAAAACUGAUUCCACUAUUUA